AAAUUCUGCAAUACUUCGUUCUAAGUGAAAGAAUAAUCGGCAGUUUUUAUGCGAUUUUUUUGGAAACGAACUAUUCUAAGUCGCGCUUAACUGUCGACGCCUGCAGUGAGCAAGCCACCGUUCAGAUCGAUAGGAUCAACAUGGGAUCUGAGAGGAGAUUAGAGAGGAAGCUUCGUCGGAAGGAAGAGAAGAAGGGUCUUGUCGAUGGUAGUGAAGGUUCCAGUAAGGUCGAUACAGCACCGAGUGAUCUAGAAGACCCGACGGUGCCAAUAGAGGCCGCUACUUCUGAAGGAUCUGCUAUUCCUGCAGAGUCGAUAGACCAGGGAAAAGCUCAACGGGUAAUGCCGAUCGGGGAAUUACCUUCUCGUCAAAAACCGAAGACGGGGAAGUCUCCUCGCAAGAAAAAGAAGAAAGUGGAGGAGGAGCUGGAAGCCGAACCAGUUGAGUUUCGCAUUAACGGUAUUCUAGUUGACCGCGAUGUCAAAGGAGGAGCCAAGAAGGAGUGGAUGGGCGUCUACAUGGUUCUCUUCAGAACGAGUACACCGAUGGGUCAGCGAGUGGCCUUUAUCCUCAUCGGUCUAGUGACGAUCAGUGUCUCGGUUGCUGUCCUGGACAGCGUGGAAGAAAUUCGAAAUCAAAUUGGUGACUACCUGUUGGCAACCGAGUUCGGCUUCACGAUUCUGUUCACGAUCGAGUAUGGACUUCGCAUUGCGUGUCUGCGGAAACCAAGCAAGUUUAUCUUCAGUCUCUUAGGAUUCGUGGAUAUGUGCGCUCUUGUUCCUUCAUACGUCGGCUACAUCUUUCCUGAAGCACGUCCACUGCUGCACUUGGCUGUACUGCGUAUCUUCCGUGUCAUGCGAGUCUUCCGGUUGUUGCGACUUGCUCGAUUCGUCGAUGCGAGCGCUGCGCUCACUGAAAAUAUUGACACCAAUCGACGAAAUAUUGCCGUCUUCCUCGUCGCAUUGUUCACGGUGAUCCUCGUCAUUGGGUGCGCCAUGUACCUUAUCGAAGGUGACCGUCAAUUCGGAAAUAUCCCCGUCAGUCUGUAUUGGACUGUGGUGACAAUUACGACCGUGGGGUACGGAGAUAUUUCGCCACAAACGAUUGUCGGACGGAUUCUAGCCACUCUUGUCAUGUUUGUCGGCUACGGAAUCAUCGCCAGCCCCACGCUGCUAAGUGCGCCACCGUCUGCACCAGCUACGUCAGAAAUUGUCGACGCUCCCAAAUGUACCAAAGUACUCGAGUGCGUACGAUGCUUCCAGAAAUUUCACCAAGAAAGCGCCAGUUUCUGCUGCAUGUGCGCGGAACCACUGAGAAAGCCCGAGGUUAAACCUUUAAGGGCAAAUGGAGAAGAACGGAGACGGGUGCCGAGGCAACGAGCUUCGAUUACAGAUGGGAAUGGAUUGUCAAAGACUCCUACACUACGUCCAGCGACUUGUGAAGGUACUGGUAUAAACAUUUCAUCCAUUGAUGAGACGAAGCCUGCAGAACCUGUGUUUGCUCCAAGCGAAGAAAUGAAACCCGCAGAAACUACUACCGCAAUAUGCUAACUAUAUAUUUAGUAAUCUGGCACGCCAGAUGAAUGAUAAGGCAUGAAUAAAUAAACCCUGGAACAAGAAGUGUACAAGGAA
Phytophthora nicotianae INRA-310 is the source of this 1631-nucleotide messenger RNA. RefSeq lists its product as hypothetical. The transcript is spliced from 3 exons. The record is from RefSeq and is a predicted model, not a curated record. Bases 141 to 1550 code for a protein of 469 amino acids. Gene Ontology annotation, biological process: potassium ion transmembrane transport. Lineage: Eukaryota; Oomycota; Peronosporomycetes; Peronosporales; Peronosporaceae. Gene Ontology annotation, molecular function: voltage-gated potassium channel activity. Gene Ontology annotation, cellular component: membrane.